Molecule: messenger RNA, 2079 nt
Organism: Penicillium roqueforti
Lineage: Eukaryota; Fungi; Ascomycota; Eurotiomycetes; Eurotiales; Aspergillaceae
Product: putative mitochondrial carrier protein
Exons: 3
Coding region: 1-2079 (692 amino acids)
Molecular function (GO): acyltransferase activity, transferring groups other than amino-acyl groups
Source: RefSeq, a predicted model, not a curated record
AUGGCCGAAUACAAAAUAUCCUACGAGUCCCAACUGGACGUAUACCACCCCUCCUACCGCUACGAAGCCCAUGACCCGCGCGACUGGCAAUCAGCCGCUGCCCGUGGACCAGCCCUCCCAGCCCUAGGAAAUGCAACCGCCGGUGCAGUCGGCGCAGCCAUCUCGAAUGUGGUCGUCUACCCACUCAAUGUCAUCGUCGCCCGUCUACAGACCCAGAAGCAGAAGGACACCAACUCGAGCGAAAAAUCAGAAGAUAAUAAGAAUACCGACGAAGGAUAUACCAGCGUGGCGGACGCUGCUCGCAAAAUAUACGCGCAGGAAGGCAUCUCCGGGUUCUACCCCGGUCUGGCGCAGGAUACUUGGAAGACCGUCGCGGAUUCGUUCCUUUUCUUCCUUGCAUAUAGUGCCCUUCGCCAGAAGAGGAUAGUCGCACGUGUAGGUGUAGAACGAGCUGCCAAGAGCAAGAAUAUUGUUCUUCCGAUAAUCGACGAACUUGCCGUUGGGAUAUUGGCUGGCUCGUUUGCCAAGCUGUUCACCACACCACUGUCAAAUAUCGUCGCGCGCAAGCAGACGGCUGCGGCGCGCAAGGGCGGGAAUGCGAAGAACCUGUCAACCAGUGACAUCGCAGCUCGCAUCCGCUCUGAGAAGGGUAUCCUAGGCUUUUGGUCUGGAUACUCGGCCACCCUGAUACUGACUUUGAAUCCGUCGCUCACGUUCUUCCUUAAUGAAUUCCUCAAACGGACCUUCCUACCACGCUCGAAGCGCGACAAAUCUCAUCCGGCUUUGACAUUCCUUUUGGCAGCCCUAAGUAAGGUCGCCGCCUCGUCAAUCACAUAUCCAUUCUCCCUCGCGAAAACCAGAGCUCAAGUAAUGAGCUCGAUCUCCAAGCCCAAGUCCGAGUCUGCGGAGAAGACUCGGGCCUCUGUUCUCGCCUCUCUCACCCCCGAAAUACUUUCCACAGUCGCCACCAUCGCCCGCACAGAUGGUAUAUCAGGACUCUACGCCGGUCUCCAGGGUGAAGUGCUAAAAGGCUUCUUCUCGCACGGCUUCACAAUGCUCGUGAAAGACGCCGUGUACGCGUUUAUAAUCAAGAGCUACUACCUCCUGCUGUUGCUGGGACAUCGCUAUCCUUCGCCCGACGAACUUAUCCAGCGUGCCCGCGAACAGGCGGAGGAGUAUUCUGAGAUCGCGCGCGAAGGAGCGCGUGACUUAGCAGAGAGGACAAGGGAAGGUGCCGAGGAGCUGCUGAAGGCUGGUUCUGGCGGUAACGCUGUUGAUAUGACAUCAAACUUCGCGGACGCUGCUGAUGCUGCAAGGAAUGCGGAUAGCGGCAUCGAUGCUUCUUCGGGUCUGAAGGAUUCUUCGGCGAUUUCUGACGAACUCAAUGAGACGGCUGAGCUGGACCUCUCCAAGUCCAAGCAACUCAUCUACCUCGCCCCAGAACACAAUGAAGAAGACAUUGCAUUUUUCCACGAUCUCAUCAACGACCCUAUAAUCCAAACCCUAAGCACCGGCCGUCUCCCGCGCCCAUCUCACAAAAAGUCCGCAAGGGACUUCAUCAGCGGACUCCAAGACCGCAUUCUAGGAGUAGUCAUAUGUCUCCCUGCACAAAAGUCCCGCACAGAAGCAGGAACCGAAACCGACCCCUCGCUUCUUUCCUCGGCCCAAACUCCAGAUGCACCAGUCCAAAAUUCAAACUCCAAGCCAGUCCCAACCGGCCACUUGAGCCUUUCCAGCUUGACCGGACUAGACUACGCGCACCAUCGCAAUGCAGUGAUAGGAAUCUCAACUGCGGACGGGUACCGCGGGAAAGGAUACGGCGGCGAGGCGAUUAACUGGGCUUUGCAUUGGGCUUUUCAGCAUGGUGGUCUGCAUAGGGUUUCUAUAGGCGCGUUUUCGUUCAAUCAUAAUGCUUUGAGGCUUUAUCGGAGGCCUGGAUUUGUGGAUGAAGGUCGUGAGCGGGAGGCUAUUUAUUAUCGGAGGGCGUGGCAUGAUACUGUUGGUUUGUCGAUGCUGGAGCAUGGGUGGGAGGUUUUGAGGAUUGGGGAUAUGGUGCUGGAUCGAGCUGAUCGCGCUUGA